Lachnellula hyalina is the source of this 696-nucleotide messenger RNA. RefSeq lists its product as uncharacterized. The transcript is spliced from 4 exons. The coding region runs from base 1 to 696 and encodes 231 amino acids. Lineage: Eukaryota; Fungi; Ascomycota; Leotiomycetes; Helotiales; Lachnaceae. The record is from RefSeq and is a predicted model, not a curated record.
AUGAAGCUCAUUCUCACAGGAGCAACCGGUUUCAUCGGCGGUGAAAUCCUUACGCAAUGCCUAAACAAUCCAUCCAUCACCUCCCUCAUCAUCCUCUCUCGACGCCCCAUUGAUUCUCUCUCCUCUAAUGCAAAAGCAAAAGUAAUAAUCAUGGAAGAUUUUAAAUCAUAUCCUAAACCCGUGAUCCAGGAGAUCUCAGAUGCGGAUGCGUGUAUCUGGGCAAUGGGUACAUAUGACGGUAACCAUCAAGUCGAAGUCGAAUUUCCCACUGCCUUUGCGAAAGCUAUGUUGCACGAGAGGAAGGCUGGGAAGUUCCGAUAUGUGCAUUUGGGAGGUGCGUUCACGGUGGAGGACCAGGACAAAACGUUGUAUUUUAUGCCCGCCGCACGGCGGGGGAGGGGGCUAGGUGAGUUCACAAUGAGGCAUUUUGCGAAAGAAAAUGGGUGUGAGGAGAGGUGGGAAACGAUUGUUAUGAGACCUUCGGGGGUUUUGAAGAAAGAUAGGUUUAGGUUUUUGAAUCUAACUAUAGCGGAUACAAUUGGGCUGUAUCAUAGCGAUGGAAUUGACUGUGGUUACUGUUUAGGAUCUGAUGAAUGCGCGGCGAGUAUGAUCGAUGUAGCGUUGAAUGGGUCCACAGAGGAGGUGUGGCAAAACAGUGAAAUGGUCGCUAAGGGGAGGAUUCUCUUGGAACAGUGA